Molecule: messenger RNA, 7134 nt
Organism: Dicentrarchus labrax (European seabass)
Lineage: Eukaryota; Metazoa; Chordata; Actinopteri; Moronidae
Product: AT-rich interactive domain-containing protein 5B-like
Exons: 10
Coding region: 589-4041 (1150 amino acids)
Biological process (GO): regulation of transcription by RNA polymerase II
Cellular component (GO): nucleus
Molecular function (GO): transcription cis-regulatory region binding
Source: RefSeq, a predicted model, not a curated record
UUUCUCAUUAUAAUGACUUACAGAAUAUUUCUGACAAUGUUUAACAUUUUUAUUUUGAAAGUUAUUGCUAAUUUCCGGUCUUUUUGUACCUACAGCACGCUGGCUCACACACGUCCCAGGUCCUAGCAAAGCCAUAGAGUGAUAAUAACAUAAAUGACGAGGUUAAACUCUGAAAGUGAAAGCAGUAAUAUCAUUAACUCUUCAGGUAGUCGCAGAAACCUGACUUUAUCUCAUGCAGGAAGGUAGGUUGUGAUUAUUCCACCUUUUAAUAUUUUUAAACUCUCACAUUAAAUCAUUGGCUGUGGGCGGCGAGGCUCACUGCGACGUUAUCUUAUUCGAAAAUGAAGCCACCGGGUGAAAACACCGGGACAAAAUGAGUGUGUGUGGACGGGGCCGCCGGGCCAAAUAUUGGGUGUGAUUUCUGCACAUUUUCUCGGCAGCGUGUGUGAGCUCUUCCCUCUUGAUAUUGGCCACAGGCUGCUUCCUAUCCGCGCUCCCUCUGCAGCCUUCCAGGACCAACCUGCAAACCACUGAAGCCGACAAGUUUGGAGGAAAAUGUUGGGACUUUAAUCAAUCUGCAGAGCCGAGAUGGAGCCCGCCUCGCUCACGUGGGUAGGCUCACCUUGUGGUUCACACGGACCGUACACAUUCUACAAGGCUUUUCGCUUUAACCUUGGCUGUGAGACACGGCUGCUGUCGCUGGGAGACUUCUUCGUGGUGCGCUGUGAGCCGGGAGAGCCGCUGUGCAUCGCCGAGCUGCAGCUGCUCUGGGAGGAGAGGACCAAUCACCAACUCCUGUCCAGCUCCAAACUUUAUUUUCUCCCAGAGGACACCCCGCAGGGGCGGAGUGCCAGCCACGGCGAGGACGAGGUGAUCGCAGUGUCUGAGAAGGUUGUAGUUCGACUGAAGGACCUGGUCAAAUGGACCGUAUGGGACCAGCACGCCUGGGACAGAGGAAUGAAAGCUUUACCCCUGAAGAUGAGCUCCAUAACCACGGACUCCUUCCUCCGUUACCACGACUCAACCCUCAACUGUGGCCUUCACUUCAAAGAUGUCUUAAGAGAGAAAGCAGCACUAGGUAACGGCUUGACCAUGAAGAAGGUGCUGGUCCUGUCCUAUCCCCGGUACUGCAGGUAUCGCUCGGUUGUAGCCCGGAUACAUGAGCAACCCAGAUCUCUGCUGACCAACCAGGUGGUUUUGGCGUUGGGUGGCAUCGUAGUGCUGUCUGAAAACAUGCACAUCCUUUACUGUCGGGACACGUUUCACCACCCCACAUUGCUGCACAACCAGAGCAUAUGUGAGGAAUUUGCUCCCAAUCUGAAGGGCCGUCCCCGGAAAAAGAAGCUAUCCAAUUCUUUGUUUCGUGACUCUCAAAGUCAAAAGGAGUUAGAGGUUAAAGGUCACUGUCAAAAAUCACUUUUUUCCAAAGAGACUGACGCAACAGCAGGAGGAACCACAGUCAAGGUAACAGCAGACAAAGCAGGCUUAUCCAAACCCAGAGGCAGCAGUGAUGGCAGUAACAGGAUCAAUCACAGUAGCCAGACCACAACACUCGCUCUGUCAGAAGAGAGAAGAGGAAGAGGAAGAGGACGAGGACGAGGGGUGGAGUACAGAGCGGAGGAGCAGGCUUUCCUGGUGUCUCUCUAUAAAUAUAUGAAGGAGAGGAAGACACCAAUUGACAGGAUCCCCUACCUGGGCUUCAAACAGAUAAACCUCUGGACCAUGUUUCAAGCUGCACAGAAGCUGGGAGGAUAUGAACUGAUUACAGCUCGUAGGCAGUGGAAGAACGUCUAUGACGAACUGGGAGGAAACCCAGGCAGCACCAGCGCUGCAACCUGCACACGUCGACAUUACGAAAGACUCAUCCUGCCCUAUGAGAAGUUCAUCAGAGGUGAGGAGGACAAGACCGUCAAACCCAGGAAACAGGAGGCGGGCUCAGACAAAGAAUCAUCCAAUAGUGUCUGUACCCCCAUCCUGAAGACCAAGCCAAGUCCUGAUAAGAAUGAGGAUCACAGCAGACUAGAGUUAAUGGAACAGAAUUCUCAGCUGAAACUUGAACCCCAAAUCUGCAUCACCCGUUUGGAUCCCCUACAGCCUUCACAUAGUUUGAGAAAAAGAGGAAGGCUAACACAGGAUUGUCAGAAUGAAACCGAGAUCCAGCCGAUGCUGGAACAGGAAGAUAAGGUGAAGAGGAAGAGGAGGUAUAGUGGGUGUGACCCCUCCUACCUGACAACUUCUCUAGUGACAAAGGACAACAAGAGUGUAUUUCCACUUGCUGCUCCAAAGAUUUUCAACCAUGCCCACUCAGCGGUGGAUCUGUGGCAGCAUCAGCAAGUACCAUUACAGGAUCAGGGCCAUAUUGAGAAACCAAGAAACCUGAAAUCUCCAACAAUCCCAGAACCCCCCAGUGAACAAGCCGAACUACCAAGGACAGAGGACACUUCUUCAGGCUUCACAACUCUCUUCGACUCCUCUGGGGUUAGCAAUGCGAUUAUGUCUCCACUGGCCAAGAAAAUCCACGGUCGUUCCAACUUUGACCAGCCCCCUCUACUCAUUAACUCAAGUUUAACCAGUUGUAUAACGGAAGAGGCAGCAGAGCAACCAGUUGUAGGCUCAAAUUCCUCAGUGGUGGAACUCAGUCGCCCUUCGGUGAUACAGCAUGUGCAAAGUUUCAAAGUCGAGAAAGAUAGAGCAACAGAGAUUAAAGCAAGCACACCUCUUCCAUUAUAUUCUCACGGACAUUUCCAUCAUGUGCUCCCUUCUCUCCCCCAUCAAAAACAGCCUCGGUGUCCUCUGUCACCUCUGGUCACUCCUAAGAUGCCCAAAUCCAGCUGGACACCUCAAGGCUUCCACAAGGAUCUCUCCUCAUCCUGCUCACAGCCUCAUCAUUGGCACAGGGCAGCUGAUAAAGGUGAUGGGGUGAUUGAUGCUGAGUUAGUUCAUGAUGGAUCUAAACAACAUCAUGAGCAGGGAGCUACUCUCUCAAGAGACCCCGCUAGCUUGGUGGGAUUCCUUCAGUCUGCUGAUGUUUCAAAGUACUCCGCCCAUUCUGACCUGGAAAAAUACUGCAAUCCAAGAACAACAGCAUUUAAUGAGCAACCCACAGAUCUAAGUCUCCCAAAGUCCUCUCCUAAACCACUUACCCAUUCCUACACUGCCUGUCCCCCUCAAGUGUUCUGCAAGAGUACCCCAAUGCUCUCUCAGAAUGGACUCACAGCCAUCAAUAUUGCACAUUAUUCUAUAGCAAGGCAAGUUCCCCCAGUCCUGGUGGCUCCUGCAAACACAUGCAGUCCCAGACAACACCCAGCAGUUGAAUCCUUUACUAGAGCCACUGAGGAAGCCGUGAAUGGUACAGUCCACAAUGGAGGAGGAGUAAAGAAACAGGAAGCAGGAGACGAGGGAGAGCAAAAACAAUUUGAAACGGCACUCUACAACAAAUUGCUGCACAAUAUCUGUGGUGCACGACCCUUCAACGAGCUUGGAAACCACAUCUCAAAGAGGAGGAGGCAAGCUGUUACACCAGCUCCUAAAGACCUCCUUUCCUUGUCUCCUUCUAGGAAGAUCGAGUCACCCAAGGAAUUGGAUAAUAGUUUUGGGAGAGAAAAUGCAGAGGAGGUGGAGGGUGGUCCAGCUGCCUCCUCCUUCUUCCUUCUCAAACCUAUUUCUCAAAUCCCCGACACCCUUAUACCCGCAAGAACCCUUGCACUCACUCAGGUUCGGGACCUAUGCAGGAACACCUUGAGCAUUCCCUAUGCUAUGGACCAACCGCACUCUUCGGACUCACACCUCCAAAACCCACAUCAAUACUUGAAGACUCAAUCAACUGACUUUGUUUCCCCAAUGGUCCCACCCAUUGCCAUCUAUCCUUCGAUCAUACAAAGGCAGCUAUUGGAUCAGACAGCUGCCAGUCCGAUACGUAUCUACCAACAAACAUACGGGAAUGUGAUUCACCAUAGGCUGUAUUCAGUGUCAGUCAACCCACAGCCCACCUCCAGCCAGCUGCACUUAAACUCAGUUCAGCCAAGCACCAAGCUGCCAUAAGGCCGUGGCUCUGGGCAUUACUCUCUCUCGUUACUCAGGUCUAGUUGUUUCUGAUUACUGUGAGCAACCGUAAGUGUGUGUAAUACAAUUUAACGAUACUCAUCUGGAUCACAUGGAUAUGUAUAAUGCAGAGUUAGCUCCUGACUCUGAGUUUUUAUUUCACAGAAGGUUCAUACGAGAACCUUACCUGUCUUGUCUUUGCCUUGCUACAACAGACAGAACAUUUUACAACAAUAGACUUUUUUCAGAAAAGACAAACAUGUCAGAGUAGGUAAAGCACAGCUGUGAGUAAUAAAUGUGAUCACUGGUGAAUUCCAUUGCAUUCUCAGGUUCCCUUGUAUUGUGCAUGUUGGCACUUCCAAACAGGAGGGAGACAGAUUUAAUAAAGGUGGUCCUGGUCUUUCACAGUUGGGAUGUUGUGUUUUGUCCCCAGUCUUGAAGGGCUUAUGGAUUCUGCUGACUACCAGAUGUCACUGUGCUUGCUGUGUUCAACAAAACAAACGAAAGCUCCAAAUCUUUUUUUCCACAUAUACGGGGAGAAAGCCUCAAAGCUUCAUCCACCCAGCACUAGCUCACUGUCGCCUGACACCUGAAAAGAACAGAGUCAUCGUUAAUGUCAGUAACACCUGUGCUUUUCCUACUGUGCCAGGUCAGAAUGUCUGCUGUGAAAAAGGCCCGUCACCAUGGUUGUAUUUAGAGAUUUUGUUAUUUUAUGUCACUUUUAUAGAGUGGGUGUAAAUGUAUGUUGUUAUGAUUAUUUACUUGUGGCAAACAAGAUUAUAUAAGGUCAUAUCAUGAUUCUUCCGACGUUAUGGCAUGAAACACAGGUCAAAUGUAUAAAAUGAAAUUCUCCCAGAGCACCUAAUAUCAGUGUCACCAGCUUGUACACACAGUAGCUUUCCUUAGGAUACACUGAGAUAGAAGCUUGCUUUCACACAGUUUUAUAUUUUAUGUAAAAACACACAUUCCUCACAUAUUUUUGCAAAAUCAUAUUAUUACAAAACAACCAGAUAAUGUCAUAACCUUAUAAUAAAUAAAAAUCUUUGAAUACAAUAUAAGGAUUUGUAAAAUACAGGCCUCACAAAAAUCAUUUUCCCAUUCUCCACAAUUUCCCUACACAAACACAUGCUUGUACAGGAAGGUUCUGCUACACUGGUUUCUUCUGGCAGCCAUAAAUAUGAUCAGAAGUAACGUUUCCCACCCUAUGAUUCAGAAGUUAAAAACAGUCCCUCCCACUGUCAGCUGCUACUUGUUGAAUUUUUGUUGUCAGUAAUAACAGUGUGUUUCCAGAGUGAGCCUUGUCGAAUACACAGUAUCGGCUUCUCAUGAACUGUACCAAAACUGGUACUGAGGUCUGACUGCCAGUCUUUGGACAAACCUGCCAACUAUGAGUGGCUCUGCAUGUGGCAGUCUAAAGACGCCUUCUGGCCAAAGCUGCAGCUGCACUCUUGGCACUGAUACGGUUUCUCUCCUGUAUGUUUCCUCAUGUGGACCACCAGGUUGCCUUUCUGCGCGAACGAUUUGUGACAUUCUUGGCACUGAUAUGGUCUUUCUCCUGUGUGUAUCCUCGUGUGAUUGACCAGGUCCGACUUCUGACAGAAGUUCCUCCCACAGAACUGGCACUGAUACGGUUUGUCCUCUGUGUGGAUCUUUACGUGUCUUAUUAAAGUCUUAGUGAGGGAGAAACAUUUGGUGCAGCAUGGACAUUUGUAGGGUUUCUGUGCCGUUCCUGCUUCGAACUGAACGAUGAGUUCGGUGGAAUUUGCCGAAGGUCUUCUCGGAAGGAUGUUUUUUACAUUGAGGUGUUUGGGCUCUGUCUCGCCUUGAUUCACUGAGAGGAGCGGCCGAUCAUCUGUGGGGCCAUCUGAUACACCACCAUCAGCUCCAGCCAGCUCAGUCUUAAUGUGAUCGACUGGAACCGCAGCUGGGGUGUCUUUAUCUAUAUCAGCGACGGUCUGGAUCUGGUAAAGACAGAGGGGCUGCAGCGACUCCUGAUCGAACUCACUUUUAUCAUAGGGAGUGAUGGUAAGAGGAAGAGGAAAUUUCUUAAUGCCAGAUUCAUCCUGUCUGGAGUCCAGCCAUUCUUCGGUCCUACCAGCAGGUGUCACUGACCUGAGUGCAUCCACCUUUUCACUAGAACACUGAUAUGGUUUCUCCUCAGUGUGUUUUUGUCUGUGAACAAGCAGACUGUCCCUCUGGUCAAAGCUUUUGUCACACUCUUGGCACUUGUAUGGUCUGGCACCUUUGUGUGUCCUGGCAUGGAUGAUGAACUCAGACUUGUGGCAGAAGGUGCGCGCACAGAACUGGCACUGGUACGAGGAUGAUUUUUCCUCUGGGUGCUUUUUGAUGUGUCGCACCAUAGUCUUUUUGGAAGAAAAGCCACUCAGGCAAAUGGGACAUCUAAAUGGUUUCUUCACUUUGAGAAUUUUUAAAGGCGUGUUCAGGUCACACUCCUGCUUCACAUCAUCAUCCUCAAUAUCAAUCAGUAUCUCCUGUUCACUUGGAUCGUUGCCACUGGCAGGAGAGGAGUCUGGACGAGUGCUGUUCAUGUUGGGGCCGUCUUCUGUCAGCUCUGACCUGUUGUUUUCUGGUUCCCAGCAUGCACUGAGGUUCACCCUGGCGGCAGGCAGCUGUUGACCAGACUGCAACCUCACAUCUGUGGCAGACAUCCGGAGAGAGUCUGAAAGGAAUUAGAGGACAAUAUUUAUUUCACAGAUUCAUGAGUUAGAUUACUGUUUGAAGAAUGUAACUGAACCGCAACACAUGCUGACGACAAACAAUGUGGCACCCACACACCCAUUGUUGUCUAUGUGAGCCCACACACCGAACAAUUUUCACACACACUUCCCAGAUCGGCACACUGGCUCCUGUGCUUUAGCAAGUCUUUCUGUCUAUGUGUGUGCUACAGGCAUCAAAUGAGACAGCACUACGUACAGCCAGUGUACACAUGGUUCUUUCCCUUGCUCUGCUAUCUUUAGGCUCCAGGUCUGUUCUUAAUGGAGCAGCUUGCGUCUCUGAAACGUGAAAUUCACUCACUCGUGAAUGUAAAUGCCUGUAUUUAUUGCCGAUUUAAUAAAUACAUUUUUAAUGAAA